Molecule: messenger RNA, 513 nt
Organism: Funneliformis geosporum
Lineage: Eukaryota; Fungi; Glomeromycota; Glomeromycetes; Glomerales; Glomeraceae
Source: the annotation of a GenBank genome assembly
AUGGUAAGUAGUAAGAAGCAAACUAAUUCAGUAAUAGACAACAGCAAGAAUUUUCAAGUAAUUACUCAUAGUCUUUAUUUAGUUGCUAACCCAAAAACCGGAAAGAUAGAGCAACCAACACUUAGGUUUGGUGGUUAUUAUUUAGAAGACUUUUACUUCAAUGAAGAGACUAAACGAACAGAAAUCAGACAAGGUUUUCACAAUCGAGAACCUUUAUUAGUUAUUGGUGAUAAUUUUCCAGUUCUCACCAGCACCAUUUACUUAAACGAAUUAUUCCUUUAUCGUCAAUUAGGACUAAGGCAUUAUUACGAAGAAAAAGCCCGUUUUGAAAAACACUUUGACUUUAAAGCUUUAAUUCAGGUGUUAGCUCAUGAGAUAAUUCAUGUGAUACUAACUGAUUUUUAUCCGGGGGAAGAGGAACAUGGAGAAUUACAUAAAAAAUUAGUUAUAGAGAUGGUGAAAACGAUUGAGGCUUCUGCUGAAUAUGAAGAGCUGAAAAAGUUUUGGAAAUAA